UUCCAUAUUUUUACACAGACGGAAAUGACAACAUUUUCGAGAUCGAUGCCGUCAGUGGUAACAUCACACUUAUUACAAAAUUGAAUGCUUCUGCAACAUUGACACACGUACUUACUCUACAGGCUAAUGAUACUGUGAACGUAGCGACAUUCAAUGUAACAUUUACAUUGAGUACAGCGCCUGUCAUGGUAAUUCCUGAUCAAGUAACAGUUGUUGAAGGCGGUGCUAUAGGAUCUGAUGUAUUAACGUUGAACUCGACAGAUCUUGAUGGUGACACUGAUCCAGUUUACGAAAUCGUUAACCAAAGUGUAGCUGAAACAUUCAAGAUUAACGAAAAUAAUACAAAACUUGUCACUAAUGUUUCCAUUGAUUACGAAUCAGUGAAGAAUUUUACAGUUACUGUUAGAGUGACUGAUACAUCUGCAUUUGAAAAGUCGUCAACAUCAGAAUUUACAGUUUCCGUAGUUGAUGCUAACGAUGAAACUCCAGUAUUUACUUCUGCCAAUUCCACUGACAUACCAGAAACUACAAAUAUUGAGACUGUUAUCUAUACCGCCACAACGGAGGACAUAGACACAACUGGGACAGUAUCUUACGCAAUUAUAGACGGGGAUCCAAACAGUGUGUUUGACAUCAAUGCACACAACGGCAGUGUUACUCUUGAGUCAGCACUCAGUCCGACUACGGUAGAGAAUGUAACAUAUAACCUUGUUAUACAAGCGAAUGAUUCAGUGAACACAGCAACACUCAAUUUUACUGUCAAUGUUAAAACAGCUCCAGUUGUGCAUGUCGUCGAUAUAAAUCUUCGCGAGGAUGUCAAUACAACCGGUACAUAUACUGUAUGGGCAAUAAAUUCAACUGAUGCAGAUGGGGACGAAGAUACAACAUUUACAAUAGUUUCGCAGAGUUCUCCGGGUACUUUUGAGAUCAGUACCGACAAUGCAAUAGUUACUAACGCGUCGUUUGAUUUCGAAGUAACCAAAAACUACACAAUUGUCAUAAACGCCACAGACUCUUCCGUAUUCCAUUUAUCAUCAACAGUAACUCUAACGGUUUUCAUCACGGAUGUAAAUGAUGUAACACCUACAUUUACGUCAGAUACGUCCCUUGUCGUCCUGCAAACUACCGAAAUAGGUACAAUACUGUAUAAUGCCACUACAGAAGACAUAGACACGGUUGGAAAUGUUACGUAUACAAUAACAGAUGGGAACCGGGGCAAUGACUUUAGUAUAGAACCUGAAACCGGCGGGCUUACACUCCAGAACAACCUAGAGCCACAGGUGGAGUCAGACGUUGUGUAUUUUCUUGUUAUAGAGGCAAAUGAUACACAAAAUACAGCUUACCUAAAUCUUACAGUUGAUAUUAAAACAGUGCCAUAUCUAAUUGUUACUGAUAUGAACGUCACGGAAAAUACUGACACAAGUGGUCCUUUCCACGUCUGGACUAUUGAAUGGAUUGAUUUAGAUGGUGAUGAGAAUCACACAUUUGCCAUCGUCAAUGAAAGUGCACCUGGUACAUUCGAGAUUACGAAUGAAGUCCUAGUCACGAACGUCACAUUAGACUACGAAACAGUGAAAAAUUAUACAGCAACCAUAAGUAUUACUGAUGUACACGGAUUGUCGUCUGCUGAUACAAUUACUCUGUCCGUCCUUGACCAAAACGACGUGGCUCCUGUGUUUACAAGUAACGAUACCUUAGAUCUGUCGGAAGAAACCGAAACUGGAGUAGUUGUGUACACAGUUUCGACAACAGACCCGGACACUGUAGGAUCCAUAGAAUACUCAAGUUUGGAUCUCAGUUUUAACCUGAAUGCCAGCACAGGAGAUCUCACGUUGCCACUUGCUUUAGACUUUGAAACAACCCCAUCCUUCACUUUUAAGAUUACAGCCAACGACAGUGUUAAUGUUGCAACCUUCAAUUUAACUGUCAACGUGAAGACAAGGCCUGAUAUUAAUUUUACCGGUGUAAAUGUUGAAAUCUCCGAGAAUGAAGAUACAUCAGACUUCUUUGUGCUGCUGAAUUUAACCUCCACAGACCGAGACGGUGACCCUAACCCACAAUACGACAUUAUUUCUGAAAGUGUACCUGGCACAUUUGUGAUAAACGGUGACAAACUACAAACUAACGCUUCAUUUGAUUACGAACAAUUACAGAGCUACUCUGUUAACAUUAGAGUGACUGAUUCAAGCUUAGGUUUAACGUCCAACGACACCUUAACAGUGACAGUCACAGAUGUCAAUGACAACGCUCCAACAAUUUUAUCACCAACAACUUUGGAAUUACGCGAGGACACUCCCACUGGUACACUUGUAUUUAGAGUUACAGCGAUGGAUUUGGACACAGUUGGAAAUUUAUCUUUUUCAAUCAACGAUGGCAACACAAACAAUGACUUCGGCAUCGACGCAGAGAGUGGUAAUGUGACACUCGACAAUGCAUUAAAUGCCUCGGCACAAAUAAGUUACAGUCUUGUUAUUGUCGCUAGUGACGGCACGCUCAAUGAUACAAAAAAUCUCAACGUUACAGUCAAAACAGCGCCCGUUUUGGUGUUCCCGGAUUCCAAUGUAACACUUGCCGAAGGUACAUAUGCGGGUGUGAACUUUUCUGUCCUAACGCUUAGCUCAGCUGACCUUGAUAAUGAUCCAAAUCCACGAUACGAACUGGUGUCGCAAAGUGUUCCAGGAACCUUCUUUCUCAGCGAAGACAAUACUCGGCUUUUAACGUCUGCAGAUUUCAACUACACAGCUUUGAAUAUGUACGAAGUAACACUCAGAGUAACAGAUUCAUCCGAUUUUAACAUGACGUCAACAAGAAAUUUAACAGUGUAUAUAGCUGAUACAAAUAACCUGCCACCAAAAUUUACAUCUCCAACUUCACUUGCCAUUCCGGAAAACCUAGCCACGGGUUCUGUAGUGUACACGGCAGUGGCAAUCGACAGGGACCUUGUAGGAGAGAUAUCUUAUACAAUACUCGGUGGGGAUACCAAUGACGACUUUGACCUUGACCCGGAGAGUGGGAACUUAACAUUAGCCAAGAUGUUAAGACCUUCUGAACUAUUGCAAUAUGUACUUGAAAUUCAAGCUAACGAUACAGUUUACACAGACAUCUUGGAACUAACUGUUGAUGUCAAGUCAAUUCCAGUUAUUGCAGGCGACAACUUAACGAUUGUUGAAACUACCGAUACCUCUGGGACCUAUGUUGUUUUGGAACUGACUUCCAGAGAUCUAGACAAUGAUACUGAUCCUGAAUAUACCAUCAUAUCUCAGAGUGUUAAUGGCACAUUUGAGAUCACAAACGGAACGCUUCUGACCACAACUGCAAUCUUUGACCAUGAGACCAGGAACAGCUAUGAAAUAGUUGUACAGGUGACAGACACGUCGGACUUUGCUUUAUCGUCGUCGGCAACAUAUACAGUGGUAAUAUUAGAUGCUAAUGAUGCGGCUCCAGUAUUUACAUCUGGAACAGAGAUAUAUGUAUCUGAAGAGGAAAAGCCUGGUUGGUUAUGCUUAAAUACCGGCUCACUGGGACCAUGGAGUCCUUUCAAAUUAAUGCAAACUAUCCCUCAUUAAAACCAAGUAUGCAAU
Mercenaria mercenaria is the source of this 3581-nucleotide messenger RNA. Its product is annotated as protocadherin Fat 1-like. The record is from RefSeq and is a predicted model, not a curated record. Gene Ontology annotation, molecular function: calcium ion binding. Gene Ontology annotation, biological process: homophilic cell-cell adhesion. The transcript has 23 exons. Lineage: Eukaryota; Metazoa; Mollusca; Bivalvia; Venerida; Veneridae. Bases 186 to 3566 code for a protein of 1126 amino acids. Gene Ontology annotation, cellular component: plasma membrane; cell-cell junction.